AUCUCAGUGAUAAUUAACGUUGUAAUUAAAUUCACGUUUAUCGACGAAUUGUUUUUAACAAAACCACGAUACGCAUAACCAUACAGUUGAACCGGAAGCAUAUCGUGCAAGUCCUAGGAAUGUCGGCGGUCCGGAGAAUAGUUUCCAAUAAGAUCCUUUCGAAAUGGGACUUUACAGUGGCUUUCCGGAGAUGUUUGGCUACAGGGAACCCAAAGAACAUUCUAAAAAGUGGUUCUAGUGAUAUUAGUAUUCCUACUGUUACCUUAUCCGAGUUUGUCUUUGAGAAAGCCGAGAAGUUUAAUAAAUAUACUGCAUUUAUAUCUGGAACGACUGGAAGAAGCUACACAUUCGAACAAAUCAGGAUAAAAAGUAGGAAUUUUUCCAAAGUAUUGCGCGAGAAAUUCAAGUUAAAAGACGGAGAUGUCAUAGCAAUGUUUUUACCUAACGUACCUGAGUACGUCAUCUGUUUCUUAGGAUCAUUGGAAGCUAGGCUCAUAGUGACUACUAUGAAUCCCAUGUACACAGCAGAUGAAAUAGCAAAGCAGAUUAUAGAUGCUUCUCCAAAAUUAAUCGUAACUCAAGCUAAUUUGGUCAGUACGGCUAGAUCUGCAUUAGAACUAACAAAACGACAGCUACCUUUGAUCAUUGUUAAGGAGACGCAAGCGGAAAGUCUGCCAGAAGGUACAAUAGAUUUGUCAGAAUUAAUUAAUACACAUUUGGACGUACCUGAUCUUCUACCAGGAAAAGCAGACGACGUGGCCAUCAUGCCGUACUCCAGUGGAACAACAGGAUUACCAAAAGGAGUUUUACUCACGCAUAAAAACAUGACAUCCAAUCUGACACAAAUGAGCCAUCCGGACUUCUCUUCAGUGGAACCUCCAACAGAUAACUUUCAAGACAUGUCCCCAGCAGUGCUGCCAUUUUAUCACAUAUAUGGCUUAACGUUGAACUUCCUCUUCAUCUGCCAAGGAACUAGAUGUGUAGCUCUUGACAAAUUUACUCCAGAAUCUUACAUAGCAGCCUUGAAGAAUAACCCUAUCAGUAUGAUUUUUGCAGCUCCUCCUCUAGUCCUAUUUCUGACAGCCCAUCCAGAUGUUAAAUCAGAAUAUUUUAAAAAUUUGAAGACCUUGUCUUGUGGUGCAGCACCGCUUGGAUCUCUUGAUGAAGAACGGUUCCUGCAAAAGGUUGGAAGGGAUGUAAAUAUAGUUCAAGGUUACGGAUUGACGGAAGCAUCUCCAGUCGUUUCGUUUACUCCAAAAAACUUAGUAAGAUCGGAAAAGAAUGUUGGAUCAGUAGGAAGGCUUGUUUCCAAUACCACUGCAAAAAUUAUAAAUCCUGAUGAUCCAGAAGGUACACCACUUGGACCUAACGAAAAAGGGGAGAUUUUAUUGAAAGGUCCUCAAGUUAUGAAAGGAUAUUAUAAUAGACCAAAAGAAACCGAAAAUACGUUUUUGGACGGUUGGUUAAGGACUGGUGAUAUAGGAUAUUACAAUGAAGAUAAUAUGUUAUAUAUUAGUGAUAGACUGAAAGAACUUAUUAAAGUAAGAGGCUUCCAAGUAGCUCCCGCUGAAUUAGAAGAAAUAAUCAGAGAUCAUCCAUCUGUAGCUGAAGCUGCCGUGAUAGGUAUCCCCCAUCCGCUAAGUGGAGAAGUACCCAGAGCCUAUAUCGUUCCCAAGAAAGAUAAAACUGUAGAUCUUGAAGAACUAGACCAAUACGUGUCAAACAAAGUAGCCAAAUAUAAGAAGCUCUCAGGUGGAAUCCAAGUAGUUGAUGUUAUUCCUAAGAAUCCAUCUGGAAAGAUAUUGAGGCGAAAACUGAAGGAAAACUAUCUGGAAAAAGAAAUAUAGUGAAUUAUUUAAGAUAAAUGGAUUAUAAGCAAGACCGAACGGCUUUGUAUCGUACACAUUCAUGACAAGCCAUCUCGUAACGCGACGGUUCGUAACCCCACAAAUGGUAAUGCCGUCAGUUCGUCACGGCGACAGUUCGUAACGGUGACAAUUAUUCUUAACUACCACAAUUCGUAACGGUAGAAUAAUUCGUAACCUCAAAAUUGAGUUAUUCUGUUUAUUUUUUACAAUUACAAUUUUUAAUUGUUACAAUUGAAAUUAGUUUUUUAUCAAUUUAUCGAAGCAGAAUCAGGAUAAACAUUUUAACACGUGUCAUUUUAUAUUUCGUUGAGAAAUAUAUUUUUAAAAUUAUGUCUUAAAUAAAUAUAUAAUCUAAUAGUAAUGUAAAUUGUAUCAAUUAUUAUAGUCAAUUCAUUAUUAUUGAACUGUUUUUAUUUGUUUAUUUAUUUUACAGACUUAGUUUUACUACUUUAAAGGGAUAAUUCAAGAUAAAAGACUUUUUUUAAAUUCUUUAGUGGGCAUAUUAACAAGUGGGACAUAAUAUAUUUAAAAAGAAGGGAUCUGAAAAAACUAGAUACCAUUAAUUUUAAAAUGGGAAUGUAUGAUAAAUGCGGUUUUGUAUAAAUUCAUGAAUACUAAAAUUGCUUAAAAACUUAAAUCUUGGCGUUACGAAUUAUCGCCGUUACGAACCGGCAGCGUUACGAAUUGUCCGUUACCAUUUGUGGGGUCAUGAACUGACGCGUUACGAGAUGUUAUGGAACAAUAUGAGGCGGAAAUAUUUACAAAUUUUAUGAUGGACUGUUUUUAUUAAUUUAACCAUGGGCCCUGAAUUGUUGGUAUUAAAUAAAAAUUUUUAGUUGCAUUUUA
Messenger RNA from Diabrotica virgifera virgifera (western corn rootworm), 2714 nucleotides. RefSeq names its product probable 4-coumarate--CoA ligase 3. Gene Ontology annotation, molecular function: long-chain fatty acid-CoA ligase activity. The transcript is spliced from 9 exons. Bases 120 to 1847 code for a protein of 575 amino acids. Gene Ontology annotation, biological process: long-chain fatty acid metabolic process; fatty-acyl-CoA biosynthetic process. The record is from RefSeq and is a predicted model, not a curated record. Gene Ontology annotation, cellular component: mitochondrion. NCBI's taxonomy places the organism in Eukaryota, Metazoa, Arthropoda, Insecta, Coleoptera, Chrysomelidae.